Messenger RNA from Tachyglossus aculeatus (Australian echidna), 4411 nucleotides. RefSeq names its product PR/SET domain 4 (gene PRDM4). Gene Ontology annotation, molecular function: histone methyltransferase binding; RNA polymerase II cis-regulatory region sequence-specific DNA binding; histone deacetylase binding. Lineage: Eukaryota; Metazoa; Chordata; Mammalia; Monotremata; Tachyglossidae. Gene Ontology annotation, biological process: cell fate commitment; regulation of transcription by RNA polymerase II; transcription by RNA polymerase II. The record is from RefSeq and is a predicted model, not a curated record. Gene Ontology annotation, cellular component: cytoplasm; nucleus. The coding region runs from base 123 to 2528 and encodes 801 amino acids. The transcript is spliced from 11 exons.
ACUCUAACAUCCUCUGCCCACACCGAGCUCACAGUCUGGAGGAUGUGAGACCAGAGAAGGAUCCCUAAUGCUGCUGCUUUGUCACCCGUCUACUCCCUCUCCCAAUCGCCUGGGACUAGCAGAUGCAUCACAGAAUGAAUGAAAUGAACCUGAGUCCUGUGGGGAUGGAGCAGCUGACCUCAUCUUCCGUGAGCAAUGCCCUUCCAGUGUCGGGAAGUCACCUGGGGCUGGCCGCGUCACCCACUCACAAUGCCAUCCCUGGCCCAGGGCUGCCGGUGGCAAUUCCCAACCUGGGCCCCUCCUUAAGCUCCCUGCCCUCUGCCUUGUCUCUGAUGCUCCCAAUGGGUAUUGGGGACCGAGGGGUGAUGUGUGGUCUACCCGAGAGAAACUACACUCUACCUCCUCCACCUUACCCUCACCUGGAGAGCAGCUAUUUCAGACACAUUCUACCUGGCAUCUUAUCGUAUUUAGCCGACAGACCUCCUCCUCAGUACAUUCAUCCCAACUCGAUAAACGUCGAUAGCAACCCAGCCCUCUCGAUCUCUAGCAACCCUUCAGCACUAGAUCCCUACCAGUCCAGUGGGAACGUUGGUCUGGAAACGGGGAUUGUCUCCAUAGAUUCUCGCUCCGUGAGCUCCCACGGGCCUCAAAGCCUCCAUCCCAGCGACAGUCACGAGGUGACACUGGACACGACCAUCACCAUGGAGAGCGUCUCUCGGGUGACCAGCCCCAUCUCAACCGACGGGAUAGCCGAAGAGCUGACGAUGGACAGCGUGCCCGGGGAGCAUUCGCAGAUCCCCAACGGCUCGAGAAGUCACGAACCUCUGUCGGUGGACCCCGUCGGCAGCAAUCUGGCCUCGGACCCCGUGGGCCACGGUGGGGUCCUGCCCAUUCACGGGAAUGGUUUGGAACUUCCCGUGGUCAUGGAGGCGGAUCACAUCGCUGGGCGGGUUAACGGGCUCCCCGACGGCGCCCUGACCGACUCCAUCCACACUGUGGCCAUGAGCACCAACUCUGUGAGCGUGGCGCUCUCUACCUCGCACAAUCUUGCCUCCCUGGAGCCCGUCUCCCUACAUGAGGUCGGCCUCAGCCUUGAGCCCGUGGCGGUUUCCUCCAUCACUCCGGAGGUGGCCAUGGGGUCAGGCCACGUCGACGUGUCUUCGGAUAACCUGGCUUUCGUGCCGCCGUCCCUGCAGAUGGAGGACUCCAACUCGAAUAAAGAGAACAUGGCGACCUUGUUUACAAUAUGGUGCACCCUCUGUGACCGGGCCUACCCGUCAGACUGCCCGGAUCACGGGCCAGUGACUUUUGUUCCAGACACCCCGAUCGAGAGCCGAGCCCGGCUUUCCCUCCCCAAACAGCUGGUCCUGCGGCAGUCUCUCAUGGGAGCUGAUGUCGGUGUGUGGACUGGGGAAACCAUUCCUGUGCGAACUUGCUUUGGGCCUCUGCUCGGACAGCAGAGUCACUCCAUGGAAGUGGCAGAUUGGACAGAUAAAGCAGCUAACCAUAUCUGGAAGAUGUACCACAACGGCGUCUUGGAGUUUUACAUCAUUACGACUGACGAGAACGAAUGUAACUGGAUGAUGUUCGUGCGCAAAGCCAGGAACCGGGAAGAGCAGAAUCUCGUAGCUUAUCCCCACGAUGGAAAAAUAUACUUCUGCACCUCACAGGAUAUCCCCCCUGAAAAUGAACUGCUCUUUUACUACAGCCGGGACUACGCCCAGCAGAUCGGUGUCCCAGAACACCCAGAUGUGCACAUCUGUAACUGUGGCAAGGAGUGCAAUUCUUACACAGAGUUCAAGGCUCACUUGAACAGCCACAUCCACAAUCACCUGCCCAGCCAGGGCCCCACGAGCAGCCACGGGCCGGGCCACAACAAAGAAAGGAAGUGGAAGUGCUCAAUGUGUCCACAGGCCUUCAUCUCCCCUUCAAAACUUCAUGUCCACUUCAUGGGCCACAUGGGCAUGAAGCCCCACAAGUGUGAUUUCUGCAGCAAGGCUUUUAGUGAUCCCAGCAACCUGCGGACGCACCUGAAGAUCCAUACAGGUCAGAAGAACUAUCGCUGUGCUCUGUGUGACAAGUCCUUCACCCAGAAGGCUCACCUGGAGUCCCACAUGGUCAUCCACACCGGGGAGAAGAACCUGAAGUGCGAUUACUGCGACAAGCUGUUCAUGCGGCGGCAGGACCUCAAGCAGCACGUGCUUACCCACACCCAAGAACGCCAGAUCAAGUGUCCCAAGUGCGAGAAACUCUUUCUGAGGACAAAUCAUUUAAAAAAGCACCUCAACUCCCACGAAGGAAAGCGGGAUUACGUCUGUGAAAAAUGCUCAAAGGCUUAUCUGACCAAAUAUCACCUCACCCGCCACCUGAAAAUCUGUAAAGGCCCCGCUUCUAGCCUGUCUGCCCAGGAGGAAGAGGAGGAGGAAGAUUCAGAAGAGGAGGAACUACCAGACUCUGUGGGGACCGAAGACUGUAGGAUUACCAGUGGUGCGUACGCAGCAGAGGACUCCCUCUCUGGACAUAAAUAAGGGAAAAAUAUAUAAAUGAUAAAAAAGGAAAAAAAAAAACCCAAGGAUAAUUUGUGACCCGCCAUCACCUCCUUAUAUGCAGAUCGGAUUUCCAGCCUCCAGCCAAAACAUUCUGACGGGGAAUGGAUAAAGCACUUAGCGUUCAUAAGGAAAUGCUUCUAUAACGAAAACAGUCCGCGGAGAUGAGGGGGACGGAAAAGCACGUACUUCAUUUUAAGUCUUAGCAGUAUACCGGGAGCGGGUCAAGUUCACGAGGUUCACAGGUUUAUGGAAGUGCGACAGAGGAAUUCCUCUGAAGGCUUCAAAAAAAAUCAAACUCAGGGCUAGCACUAGGGUGCGGGUGAAACUGGACUGUCCCUACCAGGGUUGGGCCAGGACCGCUUCCAUUACGGGGAGGGAGUGGAGUUGAAAGAGGACUCCGUGUCGGUCCGGUAAUUCUGCUUUUCCCAGUUGCCACCACCAAGCUUGGGGAUUUCAGGCGUGCGGCCCCUUGACUAGCAGCUGCAGGUUACCGCCUGCCCCUCAAAAGGGCCCUGAGCAAACAUACUACAAAUUGCAACUCUUUCUCUCAGCCCGCAGAAACUCCUUCCAUUUAAGUCGUGGGGUUGUGGUCAUCCUGCUGACUAAUUAGCCUGCCAUGUGAUCAUGGGUGACUUACUGCAGUCUCGAGGCUUGAAUUUGAGGCUCUGGCAGCAAGCACAAAGUUAAAAGCAGCUCCUCUUUUGUGGCCCUGAGCUACCCCAUUCCAGGACAGGCGCAGAGCCCUUGGCAGAGGCUCGGCAUGUAGAACGCGCCUCAAGUGUAGAAGGAGCAGGAAGAAAGUAGGCUCUGAUUUUGAAGAAGACCGGAGCGGUGUGGGAAAGGAAAGUGGAAAGGCUGUGGAUGACACCAACUGGCAGGGAAGCUGUUGUGACUGGGCUUUCUCUGGGAAACCUGGUGAACCCAGUGCAAUUCUGAUUUAAAACCCCAACCAACUCUAUCAGAGUUAAAGCGGUACAAUAUCUGGCAGGGCAGGAGGCCCUUCUCCCCUCCCUUUAUCUUCCUUCUCUCACUUUUCUCCUCCUUUCUUUCAAUGUUCCAUCCCAGGACAUGCCUCAUGGUUGUCCCUGACACAGAUUCAUUUGUCACCCCUCUAAUUGCCUAAUUCCAUUUAAUACCCUAUUAAGUAAAUGUUUUUAAAUCCAAUGAUUCAUCUCGGCCAGGGUCAACAAAGUAGUAUCAGGUAUCCCAUACUCCGCAACUUGCUUUCUUUUUUGAGCACUGUGAAGGACAGUGAAAUGUCUUUUUGUUUUUUUUUAAGGUAAGCAGCCUUAGCUCAGAAAUGUCAGGCCACUCUUAGACCCCCAUUCAGGUAACUAACCCACAACAGAUUUAAAUGGGCUUCUUUCUUCGUUUUUUUUUUUUUUUUUUCCACCUUAAAUGGGCUUCUUUCUUCAAGUCUUUUUUUUUUUUUUUCCACCGUUCACAAAUGGGGUCGUUUUCAAUAGUUUCUGCACAGGGCUCCUCAAAUUUUUAACCCAAAUCUGGAAGCUAACCUCGUUGGAAACGAAUAGCCAGACCUUGGCUCCUUGGCUGCCACCCCGUUUGGCAAGUUGUGGUGAACCUCACGGACCUCGUCUCCUUCCAGUUUCCAUCAUCCCGGAUCCCGGUUCCGUCAUCUGCACAGGCUCUGAGCCUAGAAGGCCCAUUUGGCUUCCACGGUGAAUCAGACAGAAACAAGUAAGCCAAUAAUGUUCAAAUUCAUGUAAAAACCACAGUUUUCUGGACUGGGAGUGGAGGUGUCACUGGUGGGAAGAUAUUGCUGCUAAUAUAUUUAUGGAAUGAAUGUAUUUCAUUCAGAUCUGUAUUCCUCUAGGAAAAAUUAAAACGCAUUUUUAAAAAGA